This is a messenger RNA of Aspergillus pseudoviridinutans, 666 nucleotides long. Its product is annotated as histidine kinase osmosensor. The coding region runs from base 1 to 666 and encodes 221 amino acids. Gene Ontology annotation, cellular component: membrane. Gene Ontology annotation, biological process: signal transduction. The record is from RefSeq and is a predicted model, not a curated record. NCBI's taxonomy places the organism in Eukaryota, Fungi, Ascomycota, Eurotiomycetes, Eurotiales, Aspergillaceae. The transcript has 4 exons.
AUGGCUGUGACGAGCCCAUCAUGGGCUCUGUCUUCCCCCCCCCCCUUUGAUUUCGAAAUUGCCGCGACCAACGGUGCCAAAUCAUCCAAACUUCCCGGGGAGCCCAGCCCAGCAAAGGUCGCCUUCGAAGCCGAGUUGGAGGCCUUGGUGCGCCGCGUGCACCACCUGGAAUUCCAAGCUGUCAGUCAUCAUAAACUCCCCGACAACCGCCAGCGGACCACUCCGUCUGCUAUCGGAUCCAACGAGAAGGAACCUGAUCUUUUGCGGACCUUUGGGCUCGGUCACCUUGACGAAGACGACACCGACGAGGAGGAUGAGGCCGGCGCAACGUGUGUGGUGCGCGAAGAAGACAUCAACAUCCUCCGCAAUCAUGUUCGCGACGAGUUGCAGAAGCAGGAGGAGCACACCCACCGUGCGCUCACCCAGGCCGAAAAUAAGGUUGUCGUUCUGCUCAAACAGGAGCUCCGGAAGCACCAGCAGGCCAACAAGGCCUUCCAAAAAGCCUUACGAGAAAUCAGCGGCAUCAUCACGCAAGUCGCCAACGGUGAUCUCUCCAUGAAGGUCCAGAUCCACCCCUUGGAGAUAGACCCAGAAAUUAUUACAUUCAAACAUAUAAUCAACACCAUGAUGGACCAACUGCAAGUUUUUAGUAGCGAAGUAUCUUAA